Messenger RNA from Talaromyces rugulosus, 585 nucleotides. RefSeq lists its product as uncharacterized. The record is from RefSeq and is a predicted model, not a curated record. Gene Ontology annotation, cellular component: cytoplasmic dynein complex. Gene Ontology annotation, molecular function: dynein intermediate chain binding; dynein light intermediate chain binding. The transcript has 12 exons. NCBI's taxonomy places the organism in Eukaryota, Fungi, Ascomycota, Eurotiomycetes, Eurotiales, Trichocomaceae. The coding region runs from base 1 to 585 and encodes 194 amino acids. Gene Ontology annotation, biological process: cilium assembly; microtubule-based process.
AUGUCGAUCGAGAAGCGAGAAAAGUUGGAGGCCCAGAUCAAGUCUGUGGACAUGACGGAGGACAUGCAGCAAGAGGCCAUUGAAGUUGCGACGGAGGCGAUGGACAAGUUGCACAUUGAAAAGGAUAUCGCCCAAUACAUCAAGAAAGAGUUUGAUUCGCGCAAAGGCGCAACGUGGCACUGCAUAGUCGGCCGCAAUUUUGGCAGCUUCGUUACCCACGAGUUCUCCUCAAAGCUGGAAGGCUAUGAGCAAACCCGGGCAUUCUGUCAGAACUGCGGAAACUGGGACGUUCAGUGCGAAACAAGGUGGCCCUGGUUCACCGUCUGCUUUGUUCCUUGCAUUCCACUGGGUUCUAAAUGCAAAGAAGCCCAUUGCUAUCGAUGCGGGUUCACUCAGGAUAUGAGCAUGCGUCCUGAUAUCACGCCGAACACGCAGCCUCCGCCAGGCGUUUCCUGGGGCCCAGCAUAUGGUCCACCGCCGGUACUGAUGAAGUAUCCAGGACCUAUGCAGCCUCCACCAGCAGCCACCCAGGCUCCACCUGUAUCCUCGGGGGCCAAUCCAGAUGCGGGCAAUGUGUACAAGUGA